AUGGCGACCUCCCGAGUACUUCGCUUUGACCCUGAGGGGAGACCGAUUGACUUUAGUACGUGGCUUACGCAGGCGCAGCGCCACCUUAAGAGCCAGCGGCAGGAUGGCGUGCACCUGUUCGCACACGCGUCCGGUACUCAGACUGCUCUUCAGCAGCCUAGCCCGCUGCCCACUACCCCACCGCCUACUCCUGAGCAGGAGGCCGAGUACCAGCCCCUGUUCCUCGCUCGCGACGUGUGGGAGUCUCGUGACGCCGCUGCCUGCCUCGCCCUGACCGACCUUCUCCCGCCGACAGAGGCAGUCCACUUCACUCAGGUCGAGUCUGCUGCAGAUCUGUAUAAGGCUAUUGUUGAUCGCUACUCCACUCCCUCCACUACUUCAGUCAGUCGCCUCCUCGUACCCUUUAUCUACCCUGACCUCGCCUCCUUUGAGACUGUCUCUGACCUCGUUACCCACCUUCGCUCCCUUGACGCUCGCUUUCGCGCUGCUUGCACUGAGGACCAGCUUGCCCUUGCCCCGCCCCCUAUGUGGCUCACUAUUCACUGGCUAGUCAGUCGCAUCCCUGACCGCCUAGCCACAGCCAACGACGCGCUUCUUUUGAAGCACCCCACUGAGCUUACCAUCGAUCUUCUUGAGACCGCUCUCUCGAAGAUCGAGAGUAACCUCCUCGCUGUUGCCUCUGCCUCUUCCGCGCCUCCUCCUCGUCUUUUUGAGGGGUGUGCGAAACGUGGCAAGGCCGGUAAGAAGGGCAGGAAAGGCGGCGGGGGUACUGGGGGUGGUGCGGGUAGUGGCGGUGGUGGUGGAGCUGGUGGUGGGAGUGGUGGUGGGGGUGGCUCGGGACCUGACGGCCCUCCUCUCGACGGUGGAGUUUUUUAUUGGUGGUGA
Molecule: messenger RNA, 885 nt
Organism: Closterium sp. Yama58-4
Lineage: Eukaryota; Viridiplantae; Streptophyta; Zygnematophyceae; Desmidiales; Closteriaceae
Source: the annotation of a GenBank genome assembly